UGGCACCUCCUCACCACAGCCUUAAUCCCAGCAGACAUGAUCAAUCAGGAAGUGGCCAGACUGUAUCUGCCUCAAUCUCUCCGCAUUAUUAUCAUUUUUAUUAUUAUAUAUAAACAGCUGCAGCUCUCCUUCUUUUAUGAUUGAUUCCUAAUGCAUUAUAUAUACACAUCUUCUUCAUCAAUAACCAAUGCUUAUUAAUUAGAAAUAUAUAUUGAUUUACUGGUGCAAAACAAAAAGAAUGCCUAACAAAAGCUUGUCUGCUUUGCUUCUUUCUCUCUUUAUUAUAAUUUUUACAACAGCUUCUGCUCAACUCACUACCAACUUCUAUCGCAAUACGUGCCCAAAUGUGGAAGCCCUUGUCCGCAAUGCCGUCCAAACGAAGUUCAGGCAGACCUUCACUACUGCUCCGGCAACUCUCAGACUCUAUUUUCACGAUUGCUUUGUCAGGGGUUGCGAUGCUUCGAUUAUGAUUGCAUCGCCUAAUAACAGCGCCGAAAAGGAUCACCCCGACAAUCUUUCGCUCGCCGGAGAUGGAUUUGACACCGUUGUCAAAGCCAAAGCAGCUGUAGAUAGCGACCCUCGGUGCAAAAACAGAGUUUCAUGUGCAGACGUACUGGCUUUGGCUGCCCGUGAAGUCGUUUCCUUGGCUGGGGGACCAUUUUAUCCGGUCGAAUUGGGACGACGUGAUGGGAGAAUAUCUACCAUUGCCAGUGUACAACAUAGGCUUCCGCCGCCGAACUUUAAUCUGGACCAGCUCAAUGCCUUGUUUUCUAGUCAUGGUCUAGACCAAACUGAUAUGAUUGCUUUAUCAGGUGCACAUACAAUUGGAUUCUCCCACUGCAGCAGAUUCUCCAAGCGCAUAUACAGUUUUACUCCUCAAACAAGAAUUGACCCAACACUGAAUCUGCAAUACGCCAUGCAGCUAAGGCAAAUGUGCCCAACCAACGUCGACUCAAGAAUUGCCAUCGACAUGGAUCCGACCACCCCUAAUACUUUUGACAAUGCUUAUUACCAAAAUCUUCAGCAAGGAAAGGGCUUGUUCACCUCUGAUCAAGCAUUGUUUACGGAUAAUCGGUCGAAGACCACCGUCAACCAAUUUGCGUCCAACAAAGCUGCUUUCCAGCAAGCUUUUAUCACAGCCAUCACCAAGCUGGGCCGCGUUGGAGUCUUGACUGGGAAUCAGGGUGAGAUCAGACGUGACUGCACAAGGCCAAACUGAUUAAUCCAAGAGCUCCCACAUUUCCAUGGACAGAAAUUAGUCUUUCAGUGUGAAGUAUAGCUAAUUCUUUAUUUGUUUGUGAGGCUGUGAACCCUGUAAAACUUUUUCUUCGACAAGGAAGUAAAUUCCUUUUUGUGUGGUUUUCAUUGCAAUUUCAAGAAUUUAAGAAAUGUAAAGAGCAAAAAUGAGUUUGGCUGUAAGCAACAAGAACAGGACAAACUUUCUUAGAAUCAGAAGAGUUCUUGCAAGGAGAUAAGCGGAUACAAAGAAAAGAAAUAUGGGAGCUGUAAGUACUAGAGAGAGUAACAGAAAACAUAAGCAAGGGAGCAUAAUUUCCAGUGCAAUCAAGUCUAAAAAUGCAGAGAAGGGAAGAGGUCAAGUUUAAGUGUGAGUUGAGGAUACAAGAGGUUUAUAUGCAUAACUAGGAAACCAGGAUUUUACACGUACGUGAGAUUGCAGUAGUAAUAUAGUAGUAGCAUGGCAGCCUGAAAAGUGAUGCUUGGUAGCACUCAAGAACAGGAAUUGUGUGAUCUACUAGUCUUUCAAUUCAUCAUAUUAGUGUGAUUGUGCA
Messenger RNA from Coffea eugenioides, 1790 nucleotides. RefSeq names its product peroxidase 16. Gene Ontology annotation, molecular function: heme binding; peroxidase activity. The coding region runs from base 239 to 1219 and encodes 326 amino acids. Gene Ontology annotation, biological process: hydrogen peroxide catabolic process; response to oxidative stress. The transcript has 4 exons. Lineage: Eukaryota; Viridiplantae; Streptophyta; Magnoliopsida; Gentianales; Rubiaceae. The record is from RefSeq and is a predicted model, not a curated record.